AGUCUUCAAAGAUAGCCACACAAGCACCAAGUAGCAGUCUGCAAACAUGAAGAAGCUGCGCGCAGGAUUCUUGAAGAGAACACACAGCAGCGAUGCGACGACUGCGCGCACAAGCAGAGCGCCCACCGACGACUCUCCAGAAUCCAAUGCGACAAGAGCCAUUCGCCAGUUCUGCGAAGCGCCCAGCGACAACAGUGGAGAAGAAGUGCUGCACCUACCCGUCAUCGUCGAAGCCGCCGAGUCGUCACCACAAGCUGCAGCCGCCGCCGCCCACCAGCUCCGAAAAUGCCUCGACAAGGACAACAAGUCUCGAGUACAAUACAACGCCAUCAUGUUGAUCCGCAUCCUCGCCGACAAUCCCGGUCCCUCGUUCACCCGCAACAUAGACACCAAAUUCGUCUCGACCGUCAAGGACAUUGUCAAGCACGGAAAGGACCCGAGCGUGCAGCAGAUGAUGAGAGAAACGCUCGACUCGUUGGAAGCCGAAAAGAGUCAUGACCACGGACUGUACGACUUGCUGGCCAUGUGGCGUCAAGUCAAGGGACACGGAGCUCGCAUCCUGCCACAAGGCGCAUACCGACAGAAUGCUCCACCACUUCCACCACUUCCACUACACCCACAUUCCCACUCCGCCCAGCCUGGAGUGCUGCCGACACCGCAAGAGCUGGCCUCGCGUGUCGAAGAAGCCCGCAACACGGCCAAGAUCCUGCUGCAACUACUCCAGAGCACGCCGGCAGAUCAAGUCAUGAACACCGAGCUGAUCAAGGAGUUCUCGGACCGCUGCCAGUCGGCUCAGCGCAGCAUGCAGGAAUACAUCAACUGCAACUCGCCCCCUCCCGACGACGACACGCUGCAGACGCUCAUCGAGACCAACGAACAACUGAGUCUGGCCAUCAGCAGGCACCAACGUGCCGUCCUCCAAGCCCGACGAGCCCUCGGCCAGUCACCCUCUCCCGCCCUCGGCCCAAACAAUCCCUUUGCUCCUCCACCGCCGCAAGCGCAACCCGCUGUCCAGCAAAGCUCCCUACAACCCGCCUCCCAGCCCUACGCCACAGACCCUCAUACUGCCAACUCUCCCGUCUCGCCCGUCAACGGCGUCUUCUCCGCGCCUCCUCCUCCUGGUCCACCUCCAGGCCACCCUUCUGCUCCAGCACUCGCCCCGAACAACCCCUUCGCCGAUCCUUCGGACUCUCGGCAUAACCAUGACUUCGACUACACAGACUAUCCACAAGAGCGACGCAACUACGGUCCGAGUCUGGACACAAACCCGCGGCCCGCGUAUGGCGGCGUGACUGAGAGCUACAUGGGUCGGCAGUACAGUGCCGCCAACGGUCUCAGCAUGCAUGGCGGACUUGACACGACAAUUACUGAGGAAGUGAGUCCUGUCGAGCAACACCACACUCAAAGGGAGGUUAGAUACAGGUACUGAGCCAUGACUGGGCCACUUGGUCCGCUUGGACAUGUCUUUUGGUCACUAUUUAGCAAACUUCCUUUAACAAGUUGAUACCAUGUCCGCCAUUUGCGCAUUGACGAGACGGUAAUUCUGUUCAUCAGCCCAUGUUUUUGACGCGUGGUAGAGCUUGGUGAGAAAUCGUAUACAUUUUGCUUGUGAGCGAGAGCGCGACUUUCUUGCCGAGCAAAAAUGUGGAUUCGAGCUGACGCGCCUAGAUCAGCCAAUCUUCUCGGCACAGGCAGCUGCUUCUUACAUCCUUCUGGCACA
Molecule: messenger RNA, 1720 nt
Organism: Aureobasidium subglaciale EXF-2481
Lineage: Eukaryota; Fungi; Ascomycota; Dothideomycetes; Dothideales; Saccotheciaceae
Exons: 4
Coding region: 47-1429 (460 amino acids)
Biological process (GO): actin cortical patch localization; actin filament organization; endocytosis
Cellular component (GO): actin cortical patch
Molecular function (GO): ubiquitin binding; phosphatidylinositol binding
Source: RefSeq, a predicted model, not a curated record